Aspergillus oryzae RIB40 is the source of this 456-nucleotide messenger RNA. RefSeq names its product monothiol glutaredoxin GRX5. NCBI's taxonomy places the organism in Eukaryota, Fungi, Ascomycota, Eurotiomycetes, Eurotiales, Aspergillaceae. The transcript is spliced from 3 exons. The record is from RefSeq and is a predicted model, not a curated record. The coding region runs from base 1 to 456 and encodes 151 amino acids.
AUGUUCUCAAGAGUGGCUUUCUCGUCGGCAUUCCGACCGCUUUCGCGGCCACAGUCGCUGCCGCUACGACCCUAUGGUUUUCAGUUACCAUCUGCCCUUUACGCUCGACUACUCUCAUCUGAGACGAAAUCGGCCAUUGAUAAAGCCAUUGCAUCUGCCCCGGUUGUCCUUUUCAUGAAGGGUACCCCCGAGACUCCUCAGUGUGGCUUCUCGCGAGCAAGUAUCCAGAUCUUGGGCUUGCAAGGGGUGGAUCCCAAGAAGUUUGUCGCAUUCAACGUGCUGGAGGAUGCUGAAUUGCGUCAGGGUAUCAAAGAAUACUCCGACUGGCCAACCAUCCCACAGUUAUACUUGGAUAAGGAGUUUGUUGGUGGCUGUGAUAUUCUAAUGUCUAUGCAUCAGAAUGGGGAACUUGCAAAAUUGCUUGAAGACAAGAAUGUUCUGGUGGCGGCUGACUAA